This is a messenger RNA of Selaginella moellendorffii, 1411 nucleotides long. Its product is annotated as lysM domain-containing GPI-anchored protein LYP4. NCBI's taxonomy places the organism in Eukaryota, Viridiplantae, Streptophyta, Lycopodiopsida, Selaginellales, Selaginellaceae. The transcript has 4 exons. The coding region runs from base 104 to 1321 and encodes 405 amino acids. The record is from RefSeq and is a predicted model, not a curated record.
ACCACCGUGUGCCCAAUGGGCGCUCUUGAUUGAUCGAUCCAGCAAAUAAACGGUAGCCACUAAAGAUUUCUCCAUCACAUCCUCUUUCUUCUUUCGAGGAUCCAUGGCGCCCACUAUCGGCAUUGGCGUUCCCAUUCUAAUCGUUCUCCUCUUGGGAUCGAUCGCCCCUCUCCAGCUCCACGCCGCCUCCUUCAACGAGAGCUGCCGCGCCACCGUCGAUCCCCCCUGCCAAGCGCUGCUCGCUUACAGAUCCAGCUCGCUCUCCCCCACCAUCGCCAACAUCUCCAGCCUCUUCUCCAUCCCCGUCCAGGCCAUCCUCGCUGCCAACGCCUUCUCGCCCUCGGACGAUCCCUCCGCCCGGCUCUCAACUGGGGAGACCCUCCGGAUUCCAGUCCCUUGCUCCUGCGCCGCCAAUGGGCAGCGAUCGGGCAACACCACCUACACCAUCGCCCCGGGCGACUUCCUCUUCCAGAUCGCUAACAACAGGUACGGAGGACUCGUCACCAUAGAAGAGAUCGCCGCCGCCAACGGCAUCGUUGAUCUGGACAAGAUCUUGGCCGGGCAAAACCUCACCAUUCCGUACCCCUGCUCUUGCCGCGGGAAUUCGUUCGGCGGCCGCGAUGCGCUCUUCAUGGCGUACGUGGUCCAGGAUGGGGAAUCCCGCGAGGGUUUCUACCGGAGCUACAAUCUCUCGCAGGAAGAGUUUGAUCGCUUGAAUCCUUCGGUGAAUGUGUCACAGGCGGGCGCUGUGAUCGAGCUUCCAGUUCCAGCUUGCAGGGCUAGAUUCAAUCGAAGCGCUCUGGAUUCCAACCUGACUGUGGCGUCUGGAGGCUAUGCGAUCACUGCCAAUGGUUGCGUCCAAUGCAAUUGCGAUGGAACAGAGCUUCACUGCACGAGAGCUCCUACGGCUCCGCGGAAUUGCUCGCUUGGCUGCCGAAACUCUCGUCUCCAAAUCGGCAACUUUAGCACCGGGGCGAAUUCCUCCGGAGGCUGCACGAUCGAGUCGUGUCUCUACGAUGGAUACAACAAUCGCCAAAUCUUCACAAGGAUCGAAAGAAACGCAACAAGCGGUACUUGUGGAGACGUCCAAGCGCCGCCAUCCUUCGCGUACGCCCCCGAGGGAGAUGGAAUUCCCGAAGCAUUUGCGCCAUCAUCUUUACCCGGGGCAGAGGGAAUUCCACCUCCAACACCAGGAGCAGGAUCAAACUCUCCGGGGCAAACGGCACCACCUCCAUCAUCCAGCUCCAUCAAAAUCUCCAUCGCUUACCUCCUUCCCGUCGUCCUAUCUGGUUUGUCCAGCAUUGUCCUCUACACAAUCUAAUCUUGACAACAAAAUUUUGAAAUCGAAUAUUCUCUCCCAUCUGUUUCUUUUGACAAUUGCUACCACGAAGAACAGGAAUGUUUUUAUGAA